AUGGGUUCUACACUAUUAUGUCCUCAACAUCAAAAACCAAUAACUUAACUCAAUAUCACAAAAGGAUAAGAAAAAAGAAUCUUUUGUACAGAUUGUGACACUGAAAACUAAACUCUUAUUAGUUUUGAAGAAGCCAUGAAAUUAUGGUAAAAUCUCGAAAGCAAAGCUGUCUAAAAAUUCUAAAACUUUAAAAAUUCCAAAGUUCCUCAAUUAGAUCAUUUACUAAGCAAGUUUCAACAAUAUCGAGAAUAAGCAUUGAAAUGUAUCAACUCUCUAAUCGAAACUACAGAUGAUUAUCGAUUUCAGUUUCAAAAAGCUAUAGAUAGAGAGAUUAAUUAAAUUAAGGCAUUGAAAGAGGAUAUGGAUAUUAAAAAAUUAAAAGAAAUCUCGGAAAUAUUGAGUGAGAAAUUAACUGAAGAAGAAAAUGAAAACAAUCAUGUUGGUAAUUUGAAUUUAGAGCGAGUCUUAAUAAAAGAGAAGGAAUUAUUCUCGGAGUUGAAAAAAAAUAGUGUAAUGAUACAUUUAGAAAUAAAGUAGCUUAUUUAACAAAAUCAAUAAGAGGUCAAAAUAAGACCAGUCAAUUUUCAAUAAAUCAAUAGUAUAAAAUAAUAAUACGAUUGUUAUGCAUUGACAUUCAACAAAGCAGGAAAUGUCGUAGUUUCUGGAAGUGGAAAGGAUAUCAUAGUUUGGAAAUUUGAAUAAGAUAAAUUGACUCAACUAUAAACCCUUAGUGGUCAUAAUUACAAUGUAAAUUGUCUAACCUUUAGUUACAAUUAACUAUUUUUUGUUUCAGGUGCCUGUGAUUCAUAGAUAAUGAUUUGGAGAGAGUAAGCAAAGAACAAUUGGAAAUGUGAUUAAACUUUAAAUGAACAUGCCAAUAGCAUUUGCAGUUUAAUAAUUAGUUAAAAUGAUGAUUUUAUUUACUCUUGCAGUUUGGAUAAUUCAAUUAAAGUUUGGGUGAAAAAUCUUGAUAAUCAAUUUGAAUUGUAUCAAUCUUUGCUUGGACAUACUGGGUCUGUUUAUAGUAUCUCACUAAAUUUGAAAGAGACACAGUUGAUAUCCUCAAGUAGGGAUAAAUCAAUAAUAGUUUGGGAAGUUGGAGAAGACAAAUUAUGGAAGAAAUUAUAAAUAAUUUAAAAUGACGAUUAUGGCUAUAGAAUCGCUUUUAUAUCUAAUGUAGCAUUCUUUUGGCAAAGAUAUGGCAAUGGGGUGGCACAGAUAUAUCUAUUUGAUAAAUAAUUGUUAAACUAUAAGUUGCUAAAAAGAAUCAACAUGAAGGAACAAUUAACAGAUGGGUAUUACUUAUGUCCAUCUAUAUUCCACAAGAAAUAACAUUUAAUUAUAAGCAAGCACUCAAAGAAUUUUUAUAUAUUAAGAAAGCUUCAAAACAAUAGAUUUAGUUUACUCUAAACAAUUGAAUUUCCAAGUAGUUCUUUAUUUGGAGCAAUUUCUAGUAAUGCUGAUUACUUAAUUGUUUGGAAUGACAAAACAAAAGAUAUCUAAAUAUGGAAGAAUUAAUGA
This is a messenger RNA of Paramecium octaurelia, 1521 nucleotides long. NCBI's taxonomy places the organism in Eukaryota, Ciliophora, Oligohymenophorea, Peniculida, Parameciidae. The record is from the annotation of a GenBank genome assembly.